Lachancea nothofagi CBS 11611 is the source of this 1971-nucleotide messenger RNA. NCBI's taxonomy places the organism in Eukaryota, Fungi, Ascomycota, Saccharomycetes, Saccharomycetales, Saccharomycetaceae. The record is from the annotation of a GenBank genome assembly.
AUGAAUUGCAAACAAUCUGUAGUGAUCACAAACACUCUAACUCCCCAUGAUAUAUCUAUUCUAAUCGUUAUUACCUUUUAUUGUUCACAGGUUGAGCAAUUCGAUCAAAAGCUAUUGAUGAGUCUAGUACCGCCAGUGAGCCCUAGAGAGUCUCUUCAGGUUCCUUUCAAUAACACUCAUGAAACACUAGAUUCUCAUCCAGUUCUUCCGCCUUUAUUGUUGGAUCUUGUGUUACUACUAGUGGAACACGACCAGAGAAGAGCGGCGCAAAGACUUGUAGCGGCAUUGGACGCCAUAACUACUAUCAACGGCAUUACCAAGCUUGUUGAUACACUUGAAGCGCAUUGCAUUCGAGCGACAUAUCGAGAAGUGUCAAGCGGAAGCGAGAAAAACGUAAUCAAGCGAAAGCUAACGCAGACAAGCCUUCUAGGUAGUUACGUGUGUCAUUGCAUAACAAAACACAAAUUACAGGAUUUUGAAGAUAGUGAGAGGCUUUGGCGUAAUCUACAGGGUUAUCUACAGCAGUUUAGGCAAGCCGAGGAGAUGUCGACUUCCUUCCAACACCAACAGCUACCAAAACUCGAUCCUUUGAUGUCAUUUAUAUUCGAAGACAAUGGAAAUGGAGAAGAAUUAGAAAGCUUGCGGGAGCUUCAAGAAACGGGGGUAUUUUCUAAAUACGCGGACUUGAUUUCAAUUGAAAGACACGUUCUAAUGAUGUUGUCUAGGGAUCAUUUACAAGCGUUGUUGAUGGAGGAAACUAAAUUGAUGCUGGCCGGCAACAAGCGGCUGCGAGAGCGCACACGACUAAUCAUGGACUGCAUGUCCCUGGAAGAUACAUCGCGUUUUCCAUCAGUGCAUAUUCUUAGAGGCAUUGAAGACCUUAACGAACAACGUUAUGAUAACUUUUUGAAUUUACUAUACAGGUACUUUGACUACAUGCUAGGACAGAACAGCGAGCCUAAUUUUCAUUUAUCCCUUCUUUCGUUAGCAUCAUUUCAUGCGCAUUUCAACGAUAGCGAAGCUGCGGUAAAAACGUUUGAAGAAGCCAUUGCUGUCGCCAGGGAGAAUAAAGACACCAAGACCCUCAACCUCAUCUUGAUGUGGGUUUUUGAAUUCAUUGGAAAGUAUCCUAGCCUCGCCAAUCGGUUCCACGUCACCACGGAGCAGAUUAUUAAUUACUUGAAAACUUGUUCCGGAAAUCAGAGCUCUUAUGUCUUUGAGAUGGGGUAUAGAUACGAAACCCUCUGGGCAAUGCUUAGUACAGGCUUGGUUCCUGCCAUUUUAGAGUCUCUAUUCAAAUCUUCUCUGCUGGCGCUACAAAACACAGCCAAUGGAGUCCAGUUCUCGCUACUAGCUGCGCACAACGCUCAAGUCUGGAAUUAUUUGGGCUCCUCGGCCCUUCGCGAUUCAUAUCAAAGUUUGGCCAAAGAGCGGCUGCCCACUGGCAACUACCAGAUGGUUCAGAGGCAAGACCUUAUGGACUCAGGAGACUCGAAUCUUUCUCAUGAGUAUCUCACCGCGAUGGAUUGUCCAUAUUUGACGUACCACGAAAAAAGAAUCUUAGAGAAGUUAAACAUCGAUUAUCUUAGCGCUAUUGGCGACUAUGAUGAAGCUAUGCGGUUCGUCAACUUGAAGAUUCAUGAGUGUCAAUCUGAAUCUAUAGACUCCGAGAACGAACAAAGAUUUAAAUUGGCGAAAUGCAAAAUAAUGAUUACUUGCGGCUUAGAAGUGAGAUGUCUGCCAAUCUUGACAAAGGUGCUUGAACAUGCAACACUAACCGGAAAUUCGUACCUGUUAGCCCCAAGCGUGCUUCUUCUUUCAAAAGUCUUGCUCUCUUUAGGAAAACGGGAAGAAUGUGAGGAGCUCUUGAGCGGCACGAUGCAUCAUAUUUUGAAGUUUUCUAAUCCGUCAUUUCAGCGCCCAGUGGUCGAUCUGUUUCUUGCCUCUCGAGAAACAAUGAGAUCUUGCUAA